GUCGCGGAGGAAGCGCGGCCGCGGAGCCUGCUGGGGGGCGGGCGCCUGGGAAAGGCCGAAGGGUGCGGAGCUGCUGCCUCCCCUUGGGUCCUGGCCGGGCGACGACGCUUUUUGCCUCUGGCAGCUGGCUUCACCUUGGCGGGAACUGCUGCUGCCCAGGGACGGGCUAGGGCCUAGGGUGAGGCCUGGGCCUGGCUGGGCGCGGCGUCCCGCUCCCCUCUCCCUGCGGGACCAGGCCCCGUGAGGACCGAAGUCAGCAAGCCGGGCCCUCCCCUCAACUCCCCUCAUCUUGUCGCCCUGUGGCGACGCGAGCUUAGUCCCCCGUGCUUUUUGUAAUGAAAACCGGAACCGGGAGCUGGGGACUGUUGGUGCGGUUUUAGUGUCUCUGAAUCUUAUUCCACAAUGAAACAGCUUUCAGCAGAGACAGUUCGUCUCCUUUCAAGUUCUCAGGUGAUUACAUCAGUUGUCAGCGUGGUGAAGGAGCUGAUAGAAAAUUCUUUGGAUGCUGGUGCCACAAAUAUUGAUAUUAAACUGGAGAAUUAUGGGUUUAACAAAAUAGAAGUAAGAGACAAUGGCAGUGGAAUCAAGGUUGCUGAUGUUCCAGUUAUGGCAAUUAAACACUACACCUCAAAAAUAAGCUCUUCUGAGGAUCUUGAAAGAUUGACAACAUACGGUUUCCGUGGGGAAGCUUUGGGAUCAAUUUGCAGUAUAUCAGAGGUUUUGAUCACAACAAAGACAGAUGCUGACGAUAUCAGCACUCAGUAUGCUUUGGAUAGCAAGGGGCAUGUAGCUUCGAAAAAGCCUUCUCACCUUGGACAAGGUACUACAGUUACAGUUCUAAAGUUGUUUAAGAAUCUUCCUGUAAGAAAACAGUUUUAUUCAACAAAUAGAAAAUGUAAGGAAGAACUGAAGAAAGUCCAAGAUUUAUUGACAGCAUAUGGUAUCAUAAAACCAGACCUGAGGAUAACCUUAACACAUAAUAAGGCAGUUAUUUGGCAGAAGACCAGGGUGUCAGAUCACAAAAUGGCCUGUAUGUCAGUUCUGGGAACAGCCGUUAUGGGCAGUAUGGUACCUUUUCAACACUGCUGUGAAGAUCCUGAGAUAAAUCUCUCUGGAUUUCUCCCAAAAGCUGAGUCAGACAGUUCUUUGACAAGCCUUUCAAGUUCAGAAAGGAGUUUUGUUUUUAUAAAUAAUCGUCCAGUUCAUCAGAAGGACAUACUGAAGUUAAUUCGACAGUACUACAGUCUGGUGACACACAAGGACUGUACUCAUUUAUACCCUGUCUUCUUUUUGAAUAUUACUGUACCUGCCUCUACUGUGGAUGUGAAUUUAACACCUGAUAAAACUCAAGUUUUACUGCAUUAUAAGGAAUCUGUCUUACUUGCUGUUGAAAAUGUGUUGAAAUCACUGUAUGGGCCACUACCUGCUACAGUCCCCAGUGAAACUGAUAAAACAGAUGUUAACUCAGAAGACAUGUUUGUUCAUAGAACAGAACAAACAGAUGUGGUUGUUAAUGAGAUGGGACCAUCUGGAAACGAUGAUCAACAUGCUCAUACUUCAUUCCUUUCAUUCAGCAGUGAUGUGCAAAACUGUCAAGCAGGAAAAAACAUGGAGAUCUGCUUAAAUCAUCAGACGCUUUGUGGUGAUGAUGUACAUAGUUGCCUGGACAAAAAAGAGCUUUCUAAGAGUGACGCCUUUCCAGACAGUUCCUUAAAUUUAUUGUGUGAGGAUGAACAGAAUGGACAGAAUAUGACUGAUAUUCAAAGUAACAGUAUCCCUGUGGACCCCAGUUCUAAAAAAGCUGAUGGGUGUCUUUUGAGUUCUGGUGAUAUUGAUGAAAUAGAAAAAAAUGGGGAGGCUUUAGUCUCUAAAGACUUACCUGAAAUCUCUGCUGAUAGUUGGAGUAUGGGAAGUGGAUUUAAAAACUUUCUAGGAGACAGCCUGGAACCUGUUAAGAUUUUGAUUCCUGAAGUUGGAGGAACAAUUAAUAAGCAAAAUGGACAUCCUAGUGAACAAAGCAGUGAUCCACGAAUCUCAAAUCAAAGCAUAGAGAAAAGAAAUCUGAUAAGUGAUAAGUUUGGACAUGUGACAGCUUAUGACUUAAUUAGUAGUAGAAUAAUAAAGAAACCAAAGUCUGCUAUUGGAUUUUUCACUCAAGAAUGUCGUCCAAAAUUGAUAACUGAUAACCCAAAGACCAGCAUGGAGGAUAUUCUGCUGCAAAUUGAAGAGCAGUGGGAUAAUUUGAAUGAAGAGGAAAAAAAGAAUUAUGAAGUAAAAGCUGAUAAAGACCUGGAACGAUACAACAGAGAGGUCAAGAAAGCUAUGGGACAGAAAGUACAUCAGGCAACAAAGGAGGCAGGAAAACAGAAACCCAAGCUGAAGACUUCCCUCUCUCACCAGCAGAAGCUUGACAAGAUAUUUCAUGAUCAAAUUGAAAAAAAGAGGCAAACUGAACAGUCUAUGAAAAUUGUGACAGUGCCGUUUUCUUUGAGUUCCUGUAGACAUCAGCAUCAGAGACAUGAGAAAAAUUAUUCAGAUCAACAUGAGCUUUUCCUGAUCCGUCACCGAAGUUUUCCUGAUGUCUGGAUAUUUUCUGCUGAAAAAAAGCUAAGGUUACUCAAUCCAUACAGAUUGGAAGAAGCCCUGCUAUGUAAAAGAUUACUUAUGAAUCAUAAGCUUCCAGUAGAGAAACUGGAAAAGCCAAUUAUGUUAACAGACAGUCUCAUUGGUGGAUCUCAGUAUAUGGCUGCUCUUUAUAAAAUGCAGAAGGAUUAUCCCAAUUUCAAUGGACCAGGUUAUUUGACAGAUCCAAGGCUUGUAGCAAAUGGAUUUCAGAUAAAAGUGAUAGAAGGUGUUUCAGCUGUAGAAAGUCACCUGGAGAUAGAAGGGAUGGCAAAUUGUCUGCCAUAUUAUGGUAUUUCUGAUUUAAAAGAAAUUCUGAAUGCAGUAGUUAAUGGAAAUGCAAAGGAAGUGUAUGAAUGUAGACCCCUCAAAGUGAUGAAUUACUUGGAGGGAGAAGCAGUACGCUUAGCUCGGCAGCUGCCCUUACAUUUGUCAAAAGAAGAUGUACAAAACACAAUUUACAGGAUGAAGCAACAGCUUGGAAAGGAAAAUAAAGGCUGUGUUCAUGGUCGUCCUUUCUUUCAUCACUUAACAGAUAUUCCAGAAGUUGACAAGCACAGCUCCACGGAAAUUAUUUAGUAAAUGGAACAUUUUGUUUGGGAUCAUAUUUCUCUUGCUUAAUCUUCAUCAUUACUCUGUAAUUUCAGUAUGUUUUGUACAAGGCUUUUGUAUAAUAACUUUUCAUUAUCAUAUGUUCCUCUUCUGGAAACUUAUUUAAAUUCAAAUGCUACUUGAAAACUGGAAAUAAAUACUGUAGAUAAACAACU
Molecule: messenger RNA, 3389 nt
Organism: Pezoporus occidentalis (night parrot)
Lineage: Eukaryota; Metazoa; Chordata; Aves; Psittaciformes; Psittacidae
Gene: PMS1
Product: PMS1 homolog 1, mismatch repair system component
Exons: 13
Coding region: 403-3201 (932 amino acids)
Biological process (GO): mismatch repair
Cellular component (GO): MutLalpha complex
Molecular function (GO): ATP binding; ATP-dependent DNA damage sensor activity; ATP hydrolysis activity
Source: RefSeq, a predicted model, not a curated record